CCUGUGUGGACACAUUUAGGAUAAACUGGUAACAGACACAGAGACUGUCUUCAUGUCCAUCUCGGACAGUUUCGACGCUUAUUGUACUGAGCUGAAGACUCAGCUGGGGACAGGAUGUGGACAAAGUCUCUGAGGAUCAUAAACCUGCUGCACCGCUGCAGUGUCUUCAGGAGGACAGCUGUUGGGGGACAGACUCAGAUCCGCAGGCUGCUGUCCUCCUCCGGACCCCCCUGGAGGAUCCUGUUCUUCGGCUCCGAUCAGUUCGCGAUGGAGUCUCUGAAACUGCUGUCAGACAGCAGGAGCUCCAGUGGACAGGUGGUGGCGUCCUUGGAAGUGGUCACGUUGUCCGGUGACGUCCCGGUGAAGAAGUUUGCUCAGCAGAACCACCUGCCCCUCCACAGCUGGCCUCCGGACACCGCCGACGGACAGUUUGACGUCGGGGUCGUGGUGUCUUUCGGCUGUUUGCUGCACGAGAGUCUGAUCAACAAGUUCCCAUAG
Molecule: messenger RNA, 498 nt
Organism: Plectropomus leopardus (leopard coralgrouper)
Lineage: Eukaryota; Metazoa; Chordata; Actinopteri; Perciformes; Serranidae
Source: RefSeq, a predicted model, not a curated record